GUUGGCCGUGACCUCCCGGCGGGCAGGGGGAGUCGGCCCGCCGCCGCUGGAGGAGGGGCGGCAGCUGCCAGGCCAGAGCGACCUCGGGACCCUCGCGUCUGCCACCGGUGGGGGAAGAUGGCCUGAGCUUAAGCGUGAGUAUGCCUGAAUGUCUGGCUGGACACUCAUCUGAACCUGGAAAUUAUCUGCUUAAAUUAAAUGAUGGAGUGAGUUUUACAAAGUAUUUUUUGCAUAGAAUAUUAGCAUUCACCUCUGCUCUUUGAUUUUACUAUGCUGGUAUAUGAAAGGCUGGAAGAGUUUUCAUCUGCUGCUGCUGAAUCCUGACUUUUUCAUGCCAAAUGGCGUUUAAUGAUUGCUUUAGUUUGAACUAUCCUGGCAACCCCCAGCCAGGGGACUUGAUUGAAGUGCUUCGUCCUGGCUAUCAGCACUGGGCAUUGUACUUGGGGGAUGGUUAUGUUAUCAACAUAGCACCUCUAGAAGAUGGCAUUCCCUCAUCAUUUACAAGCGCCAAGUCUGUGUUCAGCAGAAAGGCCCUGGUGAAGAUGCAGCUACUGAAGGAUGUUGCAGGAAAUGACACAUACAGAAUAAACAAUAAAUACGAUGAAGCAUACCCCCCUCUCCCUGUGGAAGAAGUCAUGCAACGUUCAGAGUAUGUUAUUGGACAAGAGGUGGAGUAUGACAUAUUUGUCAACAAUUGUGAGCAUUUUGUGACUUUGCUUCGCUAUGGAGAAGGAAUUUCAGAGCAGGCCAACCGAGCAAUAAGUGCCAUUGGGUUUGUGACGGCUGCUGCUGGUGCCUUCUCAUUUCUGAGCCUCUUUCAAAAAAACAAGGAGCAAAAUACUAUUAAAAUUUUACUGAAGAAAUAUUGGAACUGAAGGAAUUUAUGAUGAGGGAGAAAAAAAACCCUGAGAUGAAUACUUAUUUUCAAUGCAUUAUUAUUGUCCCAAAUUCCAGUGAUGAAUGGCAGACUCUAAUAAAUUGCUCACUGAUAUGAUCUCA
Molecule: messenger RNA, 999 nt
Organism: Manis javanica (Malayan pangolin)
Lineage: Eukaryota; Metazoa; Chordata; Mammalia; Pholidota; Manidae
Gene: PLAAT1
Product: phospholipase A and acyltransferase 1
Biological process (GO): N-acylphosphatidylethanolamine metabolic process
Cellular component (GO): cytoplasm
Molecular function (GO): A2-type glycerophospholipase activity; glycerophospholipid phospholipase A1 activity
Source: RefSeq, a predicted model, not a curated record